Messenger RNA from Cyclopterus lumpus (lumpfish), 1725 nucleotides. RefSeq names its product BMP binding endothelial regulator (gene bmper). The record is from RefSeq and is a predicted model, not a curated record. Gene Ontology annotation, molecular function: protein binding. The coding region runs from base 1 to 1725 and encodes 574 amino acids. NCBI's taxonomy places the organism in Eukaryota, Metazoa, Chordata, Actinopteri, Perciformes, Cyclopteridae. The transcript is spliced from 12 exons.
AUGGAUGGAGCCGGAGACACGUCACGGCGCACCGCCGCAGCCAUGAAGACGCAGCGGUCCAGCCUCCGGAGCCUCAGUCGGUCUCCAUCUCCCGAGCUGCGAGCUCCUCGCGGACGACGGCGUGAGUAUCCGAGGAUCCCCGGAGACGUCCGGCGGCCUGACAGCGAGGUAAUCAGCUGCCACCGUCACCACCAUCACACGGUGUUUGAGGGAGGACGGACUCUCUGCAUGAGGGAGGUGUGUCCUGUCCUCUCAUGCCCCGCCCACCUCAGCCACACCCCCCCUGGACAGUGCUGUCCCAGGUGUCUCGGUCAGAGGAAGGUGUUUGACCUGUCGUUGGGCAGCUGUCUGUUCCACAGUGAAGUUUACGAGAACGGGACGUCCUUCAUACACGACAACUGCACCGCCUGCACCUGCAAGGAGUCCACGGUGGUGUGUCAGAAGCGGUGCUCUCGUCCGGGGGGUUGCCACGACGACCGGUGCUGCGAGGAGUGUCUGUCCUACGUGAAGGUGGAGGAGGUGAAGUACUGCAGAGUCCGGAACAAGAUCUACAGGGAAGGAGACAUGUGGUCGUCGGUUAACUGCACCCUCUGCGCCUGCGUCAAAGGAAACAUCGAGUGCCGGCCCAAACACUGUGUGCCAAUCACCAGCUGCCCCUCGAAUAAGAUCCUGAACAGGACCGGCUGCUGUCCGGUUUGCACUGAAAAGCCCGGCGUGUGCACGGUGUUUGGCGACCCUCACUACAACACCUUCGACGGCAGGACCUUUAACUUCCAGGGGACCUGUCAGUACGUGCUGACUCGUGACUGCGGCGGCGCCUCCGGAGGACCAGGAAACCAGGUCAACGGCCCGGACUCCAGCUUCAUGGUGCUGGUGAAGAACGACGCCCGGCGCACUCGCUCCUUCUCCUGGACUCAGUCGGUGGAGGUGAGGCUGGGAGGUCUGACCCUCGGCCUCCACCAGCACCUGACGGUCCGGAGGAACGGCACCCGCAUCGCGCUGCCCUACCACGGCCCCGGGGUGCACAUCGACCUGGACGGGUACCUGCUCAAACUCACCACCAUCGCAGGCCUGGAGAUCACGUGGGACGGCGACAGUUUCGUGGAGGUCGUGGCCGCCCCCCACCUGCGCGGACGCCUCUGUGGACUGUGCGGCAACUACAACGGCCACAAGCGCGACGACACCAUGGGCGGCGACGGCCAGUUCAAGUUCGACGUGGACGAGUUCGCCGAGUCGUGGCGCGUCGAGGGGAACGAGGUUUGCUCCCAGCAGCCGCCGCCCCGCCGGCCGGCCUCCUUCCUGUGCCCCGGCAGCGUCAAGGUCAAGUUCCGCGCCCACCGGGAGUGCCAGAAGAUCAAGUCGUGGGAGUUCCAGAAGUGCCACCGCGUGGUCGACUUCGCCCCUUUCUACAGGUCGUGUGUGACGGACAUGUGCGAGUGUCCGGUCCAUAAAAACUGCUACUGCGAGUCCUUCAUCGCCUACAGCCGAGCCUGCGAGAGGGAGGGGGUGCCCGUCCUCUGGAGGGCCGACACCGCCUGCAUGGCGACGCAGUGUAAACACGGCGCCGUGUACGACACCUGCGGACCGGGCUGCACCAAAACCUGCGACAACUGGAACGAGAUCGGGCCGUGCCACAAGCCCUGCGUGGCCGGCUGCCACUGCCCCGCCAACCUGGUGCUGUUCCAGGGACGCUGCAUCAAGCCCACAGCCUGCCCCGGCCGGUGA